AUGAGUGAACAAACUGCUGUUGUACUAGUUAAAAAGGAACAUCUAGAAUUUCAAAAGCGUACCAUUCCAGAGGUUCAAGACCCUCAUUACGUUAAGGUACGUGUAAUGGCUACAGGAAUAUGUGGUUCCGACAUUCAUUUCUAUAAGGAGGGAGCAAUUGGCCCAUUUAUUGUUAAAUCUCCUAUGAUCAUGGGUCACGAAUCUAGUGGGGUUGUUGUUGAGGUGGGGGAUGCAGUCACAAUGGUUCAAAUAGGUGACCAUGUUGCCAUUGAGCCAGGUGUGCCUAGCCGUUACUCAGAGGAGACAAAGGCAGGCCAUUACAAUUUAUGCCCACAUAUGAGGUUUGCUGCUACACCCCCUGUGGAUGGAACGUUAGUGGAAUAUUACGUUUCUCCAGAGGAUUUCGUUCACAAGGUCCCAAAAUCUCUAGCCUUUGAAGAAGUUGCAUUAAUGGAGCCAUUAUCUGUAGCUGUACAUGCCAAUAAAUUGGCUGGAACCAAGUUUAAUGAUACAGUGAUAAUUAUGGGGGCCGGACCAAUUGGGUUAGUAUGUGGUCAAGUUGCUAAAAGUUUUGGUGCAACUACUAUAUUAUAUGUGGAUGUCAAUGAUUUCAAGUUGGAUGUAGCUCAGAAGUCGUUUGGGGCAACACAUAUUUUAAACAGCAAGAAAUUAAAAAGUGAUGUUCCUGUAGAGGUCGCCAUCAAAAAGUUAUUGGGAAAUACUAAAAUAGAUACUGUAUUAGAGUGUACGGGUGCUGCUCCUUGUGUAGAUGCUGGCCUAAAGGCUCUCUCAGGAGGUGGAACUUUUAUUGUGGUUGGUAUGGGUGCUAAUAGUAUUCCUGUACCAAUGAAUUUAAUCUCAAUGGGAGAGCUAACUAUCAAAGGCUGUUUCAGGUAUUGUCAAGGGGAUUACAAAGACGCUAUUGGCCUAGUUAGUCAAGGAAAGGUAAACCUGAAAGAACUUAUUUCUGCUAAGUAUAAGUUUUCAGAUGCAAUCAAGGCAUAUGAAGCUCAAUUAGACCCUUCUGUCGAGAAGAGAAUAAAGACCAUUAUACUUGGACCAGAGUAA
Messenger RNA from Maudiozyma barnettii, 1068 nucleotides. It is a transcript of the gene XYL2, whose product is annotated as D-xylulose reductase XYL2. The record is from RefSeq and is a predicted model, not a curated record. Gene Ontology annotation, molecular function: zinc ion binding; L-iditol 2-dehydrogenase (NAD+) activity. The transcript has a single exon. NCBI's taxonomy places the organism in Eukaryota, Fungi, Ascomycota, Saccharomycetes, Saccharomycetales, Saccharomycetaceae. Gene Ontology annotation, biological process: D-sorbitol catabolic process. Bases 1 to 1068 code for a protein of 355 amino acids.